UAAUGACGUCAUCAAACAUAUCGAAACGCGUUCGACUGCGGCCAACAUGUUACAAAGUUUCAAUGGCUCGUGAUUUCGCGCGUCGAUGCCACGGCCGUUCGGCGCAAAACGAAACAGGGUAGACAGCUUGUUUAUUUUCAUUUUGGCGUGAGACAAAUUCGUUCCUACGCAGUGACCUUUCGGAGAUCGCAUGCAGAAUAUCGCGUAGGAGUCGUUUUGAGCGCGGUGAAGAUUUGCUCGCUGCCUGUUUCCUUCAUCGCUCAAUGGAGUCACGGGUCGGGUUCAGUCGUGAGGAGAUCAACAGCACGAUCUGGGAAGUUCCGGACAAGUACGUUUGCCUGAAGCAGAUCGGAACCGGGGCGUAUGGCAGUGUGUGUUCAGCUAUCAAUAACAAAAGCAAAGAGAUGGUGGCCAUCAAGAAGUUGCACCGGCCUUUUCAGUCGGAGAUCUUUGCGAAGAGGGCCUAUCGUGAGCUGAGGCUCCUCAAGCACAUGAAACACGAAAAUGUGAUAGGACUGCUAGACGUCUUUACUCCCGCCUCCAGACUGGAUGAGUUCCAAGACUUCUACCUGGUGAUGCCAUACAUGUUCACAGAUCUCUCCAAAGUCAAAGGUCUCCUGACAGAAGAUCGCGUACAGUUCCUGGUCUAUCAGAUGCUCUGCGGACUUAAGUACAUUCAUGGUGCUGGCAUCAUUCACAGAGACCUCAAACCAGGAAAUCUGGCCGUUAACCAAGAUUGUGAGCUGAAGAUCUUGGAUUUUGGCCUGGCACGUCACACAGAAGCAGAGAUGACGGGUUACGUCGUGACACGCUGGUACCGGGCCCCUGAGGUCAUUCUGAACUGGAUGCACUACACGCAGACAGUGGAUAUCUGGUCUGUUGGAUGCAUCAUGGGCGAAAUGUUCAAUGGAAAAACACUCUUUAAAGGAAAAGACUACAUGGAUCAGUUGACUCAGAUAAUGAAAGUGACAGGGACACCUGGUCCAGAAUUCAUUGGCAAACUCGAAAGCCCAGAGGCAAAGAGCUACGUCAGCUCGCUGCCCCUGUACCCACGCAAGGACUUCUCUGCAUUGUUUCCUAGAGCUAGUAAAAAAGCGGUAGACCUGCUUGAGAAGAUGCUGGUGUUAGAUGCAGACACCCGCCUCACUGCUGAUGGCGCGUUGGCACACAGCUACUUCGAUGGCUUGAGAGACCCAGAGGACUGGCCAGAGCCGACACCAUACGACGACAGCUACGACAAUGCCACAUUGCCUUUAGAAGAAUGGAAACGUUUAUCGUUUAAAGAAGUGAGGAGUUUCAUUCCGUUCCCAAGAAGGGAUUCAAAGAGAAGAAACACGCUCACAAUGUCGUAGUGACACUGUGACUAGUGUUAAUGAAAUACUGUAUUACAACGAUACAAUUUAGGCCUUCAACUAUUGGAACUAUUUUAGUAUUUUGUAAACACCCGACUGCUUUAGGAAUAUGUAGUAUUUAUGGGCCUCUGGUGUUAGUGUUUCUGGGUAAUAUGUUAUACCUGUCUCUUGCGUUGCUAAUAUGCAUGGUAACCACACAAGGGUAGUUCACCCCAGAGCCGUUGGGAGAGAGUCGUGACAACGGAAGUUCAUAUUUAUCGCGUGUCACGUGAUUCAUGGAGCCUUCAGAUAGUUCCAGGAAGUUAUGUUUUCUCCUUAAAUGCUUUAUUUCUUUCAUUUUUUUAUUCAUUAAAUGACUUGCGUCUUUAAAUGUUUUAAAGGUUUGUCACAAUUGGUCUGUUUUGCUGUAGCUCCUUGCGUUACUAGUUACUUUCGGCAACUAUUGAUGGCUCCAUGAACUGCCAUUGCUGUGAAAAAACUGUUCCAUUGGAGUCAACAGAGUUGAUGCAACUCUCUCUCUCUGGAUGGCUCCGUGUUGCCCAAAAAUGAAAAUUCUGUCAUCAUUUACCCUUGUUGCUUGAUGACUUGUAGGCGAUACAUAUCUUCUGAGGCCAAAUGAUGAGAUGUAGAUUAUAUGCUUUGUGUGAGGACGGGAUUUCCCCAAAAAGUGUAAACACUGCCUCUGUUGCGCUUUAAAGGCAGAGCUGAACAUUAUGGAUCCCGUCUAACAUUACAAGAGACGUGCUUGAUAUUAAAAUAAGAUUUUAAAAGUGCAGUAGGUUCUAAUGUGCUAUCUAUCUGCGUGCAUGCUCUGUGACGAGUGCUUGUGAUAACUCAAGUACCUGCCUCAAUGGCCAAAAGCACUUCAAUCACUAAAUCAGAAUGCAUCUCUUAUUCAUGUAAACACGGUAAAUGUAAAAAACAGGAAAAUUUGGAUACAUGUCCAAAUAUUGUACGACAGAGAUGGCAAUAGAGCUGAAAGAUACAAAUUGCAGAUUUAAUGUUAAACAAAAAAAGAUCAAAAAUCCAUUCGCCGUUUUUGGCCAAUGCACUGGUCAAUAAACCAAAACAUUAAAGAGAUACUUCACCCAAAAAUGAAAAUUCUGUCAUCAUUUACUCACCUUCGAGUUGUUCCAAAUCUGUAUAAUUGAAAGAUAUGUGGAAGAAUGCUUGUAACCAGACCGAUUGUAUGGGGGGGCAAAAUCUGUCCGGUAUACAGAUUUCGAACAACUCGAAGGUGAGUAAAUGAUGACAGAAUUUUCAUUUUUGGGUGAAGUAUCCCUUUAAACUUCAAUCCCUAACACAAUACACUUUUCAAAUAUAACUUUCUUUUCAGUCUGUUCCUCACAUAAAGAUGAAUAUGAAUUGGCUCAUACAGUAGGCCUAUAUAACAUGGUGCUUUUUGUACUUUUGGAGUGUGUCAGAGUACUUUCAUUGUACGGAAAAGAGUAGAGUGAAUAUUAUGAUUUUAAUUUGUGUUACACAAAAAAGUGGGUGAACUAUUCCCUAUACUGUCAGGUGUCAAUAAUAGAUAGCUAUAUACAGAUAGAGGUACAAUAAAUGGUUGACUAAAUAUAUCAGUCAAACUCUGAGGUUCAGUAUUCUGAAAUGUUUACCUACCUAGUCUUGUUUAGCGUCUUUGAAAGGUGAGACAGGAUGUUUUACUUGGAUGUAAAUGUGAAUUAAUUGAUUGGCCACAACAAAUGGCACUUUAGAGCCGAGGGCACAUUAAGGUUUUAGUAGCAUGAUGGUGUUAGAUGUAGAGGCCCAUUCAAAUCUGUUUUUCUAAAGAAACUGACUUCAUUUGCAUUAUUACAAUGUUUGGGAUGGAUGUUAACUGACAUUUUAUGACUUAAGUGCUGUGCUGUGCUUUUCAUUGCCAUGUUAUUUCAAGUAUGUAACCAAGAGUUCUGGAUUGAGGGACCCAAAUGUAACGAUUUAAGAAUACAUUAUUAAAAAAACACAUUAGUCUU
This is a messenger RNA of Triplophysa rosa, 3325 nucleotides long. RefSeq names its product mitogen-activated protein kinase 13 (gene mapk13). Gene Ontology annotation, biological process: protein phosphorylation; intracellular signal transduction. The transcript is spliced from 12 exons. Gene Ontology annotation, molecular function: MAP kinase activity; ATP binding. NCBI's taxonomy places the organism in Eukaryota, Metazoa, Chordata, Actinopteri, Cypriniformes, Nemacheilidae. The record is from RefSeq and is a predicted model, not a curated record. Bases 264 to 1352 code for a protein of 362 amino acids. Gene Ontology annotation, cellular component: nucleus; cytoplasm.